Molecule: messenger RNA, 4907 nt
Organism: Cheilinus undulatus (humphead wrasse)
Lineage: Eukaryota; Metazoa; Chordata; Actinopteri; Labriformes; Labridae
Gene: brd8b
Product: bromodomain containing 8b
Exons: 18
Coding region: 85-2358 (757 amino acids)
Cellular component (GO): NuA4 histone acetyltransferase complex
Molecular function (GO): protein binding
Source: RefSeq, a predicted model, not a curated record
GCACCAGUUCGGUGAUGUUCCGCCUGUGUGUAACACAGAAAUCAUUCCGGUGGAAGUUGUGAUCGCGGCCUUGUCACAAAAGAAAUGGCGAGUGGAAUCGGCAAACACAAAAUUCUGAAUGUGGGACCAACAGAGCCCUGGUCAGUCAGGGAGAAACUGUGCCUGGCCUCUUCUGUAAUGAGGAGUGGUGACCAAAACUGGGUGUCAGUAAGUAGAGCCAUCAAGCCUUUCUCAGAACCUGGCCGUCCACCAGACUGGUUCUCACAAAAGCACUGUGCGUCACAAUACUCUGAGUUAUUGGAGGCUACAGAGGCACCAAAGCGUAAGCGUGGGGAGAAGGGAGAGGUGGUUGAAACCAUUGAAGAUGUCAUCGUUCGUAGGCUAACUGCUGAGAGGAUAGAAGAACUGAAAAAACUACUGCGAGACACACAAGAGCAGUACAGGAAAUUGAAAAAAGAGGUGGAUUUGAUACAGACAGGUCACAUGGACUCCCAGCUGAAGGAACUUUGGACAGAGAUCACACUAAAGAAGAAGCAGGAUGAGGAAGAAGCAGAACAGAAGAGAAGAGCCACAGAAACAGCAUACCAAGUUCGUCAGGCGGUGAAAAAUACCCCGAAGCGUCUACCAAGUGUUACUGUACGCUCUCCUCUGGGUGCAAGCCCCCCAACCGUGGACUCUCAGAGUGACUCUUCAGUCCCCACACCACCCAUGGAUACUGGAGGUGUGGCCUCUGAGGACACCACUACCCACUCACUUGCCCAGGGGGUUGGAAUGUUUCAGUCAGAAGCUCCGGUCCCAGGUCCCAAAGAUGGAGGGUUGACUGCUCUAGUAGACGAUACACCACAAAAAAGGCUCUUAGCCCAGAAGGCCACACCACCACCAUCACCUCUCCUGUCAGAAUUGCUGAAAAAAGGCAACCUAAUCUCAGCCAGCCCCCGUUUGGUUGGGGAAGGAGACUGUACUGGAAGCCUUACUAAUGGAGUGCAGACAGCUUCUGCAGCCACUGCUUUACCAACCGGUCAUGAGAUCAUCACAGAAAGUGAAGCUGAAACUGCAGUGAAAACAGAGCUAGGAGAUGAAACUGGAUUAGUAGAAGAGGACCUUGUUGCUGUUUCAUACAUGGGAGAUGAACUGGAUCUGGAGACAGUGGGAGGCAUUAUUGCCAUCAUUGAAGAGAAGGUCGAUGACUCAGUAGAGGCUUUGGAUGCUGCAGCAGUGGAAGCAGCUCUCUCCCUGUGUGAAGAGGCUGUCUCUGAAGGCCACACUCUUCCUGGACCCUGGGAGACCCAGGAGCUGAAGGCGUCAGACCCAGCACCCACUGUCCAAGAGUCUGAUCCUACACCGGAGCCUCAGGAUGUGACCCCAGUGUCGGCCUUGAUUCCUUCAGGUAUAGAGACCUAUAAUCAACCAGAAAGUAAAAAGGAAGAACGGCUCAGGGGAAACUAUGAAGGACAGGAAAUGACAGGAAGUGAUGUCACUUCUUCAGUCAACUCUGAUGAAGGAGCAACAAGGAAUGAGAUUCUGGAAGAUGGUUCAACAUGUAGGGAAGUUACUGAAGCAACAGUGAAGAAUGAAGGAGAAGAAUGGAGCCAGCCAGAGCCCAACCCGCCUUGCCUGGACUCUGAGGACAGCUCAGUGUCAGGGAAAGAAUCCAAGGAAGUAAAGGAGGAGGAAGCAGGGAGUGAAGGUGACCCAGAAGAAGGGAUGGAGCUGAAGGAGGAAUGUGGCGAGGGUCCUUAUCUGUCUGAGGUGGAGAGGGCAGCCAGCGAGAGUGAGGACGGCUAUGGCCCUCCCUCCCAACGCUACACUGCAGAUUCUCUAGCCAGCAGCCCAGCGUCGUCUUCUCAGCUGUCUACAUGUGGUGAGGAUCAGGAGGCUGUCCAGGCCCAGAAGAUCUGGAAGAAAGCCAUUAUGCUGGUGUGGAGAGCUGCAGCGAACCACAGGUAUGCCAGUGUCUUCCUGCAGCCUGUGUCAGAUGACAUCGCACCUGGUUAUCAUAGCAUCGUACACAGACCUAUGGACUUGUCAGCCAUUAAGAAGAACAUUGAGUCUGGCGUGAUCCGUACGACGGCUGAGUUCCAGCGUGACAUCAUGUUGAUGUUUCAGAAUGCUGUCAUGUACAACUCUUCGGACCAUGACGUGUACCAUAUGGCGCUAGAGAUGCAGCGUGACGUCCUGGAGCAUGUCCAGCAAUUCCUGGCCACCCAGCUCAUCAUGCAGACCUCUGAGAGUGCCAUCUCCGCCAAGAGCCUCCGUGGCAGGGAGGGAAAUCGUAAGCCAGGAGAGCCUGCUGAGAAGGACGGGGGCACCAGAGGCCGCCGCAGUGCCAUGGAGGCCGACCUCAAAAUGAAGAAAUAGAACUGGAGUUUGUCGAGAACAAGACACUUUGAGAGACAAAGCUGCUUUUUGAGUCAGACAGUUGGAGCUGAAUAUGUUCAGGUCACCUUAAGUUGUUUUCUUUUAAUGAGGUUUGUGUGUGCGUGUACAUGCGUAUGUAUAUAUGUGUGUGUGGGUGGGUGUGUGGGGGUGUGUGUGUGUUGGUGUAUAACAUCAUUCAUGUUGUUAGGCAUAGGUAAGAGUUUGUCUUUUGACUUGUGUUAGAGAGCUUCAUUAAGCCUCCUCUUAAGUUCAGUUUAGAUGGUAGGUUUUAUGUGCAGCAUACAACUUUCCAGUAUUAUCAUUUCACCAGCAAAGGUUUUAGUUCAUCAUUUCCCUUUGCUGAAGAGUUACGGCAAAGAGAGAAAAAAAAAAAACUUUUCACCAGCUAAAUUUUGUUUGGGAUUAAACGAGAGAAGGCAUGUUAUUAGAUCUCUUUGAAUCAUGAAUUUAUCAAAGCAACAAUAUGUAACUCCCCCAGUUUAAAAUAGUUUCAAAGUUGAUCUCUUAGUACAGUCAUUUUCCACAGGAAGAAUCUACAAACCUACUUCAAAGAGUGCCUGCUUUUAGCACUAUCUAACUUUGGCAGAAGCCUACGGAUCUCUUGCAAGAAGUGCCUAGGUUUCAAGACUGGUUCACACCAGCUUUCAGCUUAACAGCAGUUGGCCUAUCUUGAUACUGUUUCAUACAGUAGAUGAGGUUAAGAGACUAAAGAGGACAGUGAAAGGUAAAACUAUGAACAACUAUGAAGAUAAAAGAGUGGCAGUCCUUAACAUGUCUAAGCUUUUUUAAACUGUAGGCUGCCAGGCUGACACCGAGCUGUCUAUAUUGCUGUUGGAUGGUUGCAAACUGGUUGUCUCGUUGCUAACAGGAAAGCAACAAUCAGCCUGGAGAAGUUUACAUCCCUGCAGAUAUUACUAGUAACAGAUUGCAACACACCAUUAGGCUGUAUCAUUAUCAGGGUAAUCGUUUUGAGUUUAGCAUAUUUACUGGGUGGAGAAAGUCAUCUAGCUGAAGUUAUGUCUCAGGUUUGCAUACAAACAAAUAGAUAAAUCAAUCUCACAGAAAUAAAGUACUCUUUCAUCGUCUAUCUACAAGUUCACUUUUUAAGCUUGGAACCUUGAAAACCUAUCUCAGCCAGCAUCUAGUACUAAAAUGUGAUCUUUAAGCCAUAGACUAUAGACAUUAUAGCAACCUUAGAAAACACAUACACAAAUAGCGUAUGCAAAUAAUUUGCAAACAUCAGGCUGUUGGUGCUUUUUUCACAUUUGCACAUGGUGUGGUAAUACUACUGUUCCUUGUCAGAUGCCAUGGCUCUUAUGCUGGUGUCACCUCACUCUGUCUCACUCAAUCUACAAAUGCACAUUGUCUUAAGACUGAUAGGCACAACAGCACGGUGUUGCACUCUCUUGUGGGUGGCAAAGUGCACCAAACUGAAUUUCUACAUAUUGUUGCUUUGAAACUUAACCUGCACCACAUACAACCUGUGUACUGAAUCUGUCAGUUUGAUCACAAAUAAUGUGAAUGUAAGAUCCACAUACAACUUAAAGAACUGGAUUUUUUUGCCUUUUUUUUAGAGGCGAUGAUGUGUCAGAGGCAAGAGGCAUCAAUGCCAUCUGUCUGGUGGCUUUUGUAUAGUAACAGGUAAUGUCCCCGGCAUCACUGUAAUAGCCCAGUUUGCAAAUAGUUUGCAAAUUGCAUUCAUAUUGCUACAAACUGUUUUCCAAAUUUGUGCAUGAACUACCUACCUUCAUAUUGCCCAAGCUUCAAUUUAAGCCAGAACUGAAGAAUAUUCACCUUGAGAGAUCAGCCUCAUGACAAGUAGAGAUGUGAGGCUGCAGGAGAUAUGAAUCAGUCAAUUUGAUUCACGUAUUAGUCAAAGUAAAAACAGUUGUGAACUACAUCUUUUUCAACACCAUUUGGUGUAACAGUGAAGUACACCUAGGUGUCUUAAAAUUUCAAAUGUAUGAUGUCCAAGGGCAGAAUACAAGUUUACUACCAUUACUGACAUGUUUAAAAGGAUAAUGGAUUUGUUAUAACUAGGGUCACUGUUGGACAGCAGACAUUUGCAAUCUCUGAACAAGAGAAUUUGAGUAACCUCAAAUCUCACUGAGGUGAUCUAUGACUUGAUACAACAAUAAAGAUGUAACCCUGAAGAAAAGCACGUUUUCUCAAGAACCUGAUCCUAAUCUUGUUUUAUUUUGAAGUUGUCCUUAACUAAAUGAACACCAACUGCUGUUUUUAAAGUUAAUGUUCAAAAAAUCAGUUUAAAGCCCUGAAAAUUUUUCUUGUACUAUACUCAUUAGUAAUCUCAAAAACAUUUGUUUAAAUGGGCAAAAUAAGAUGUGGAGAUUGUUGUUUUGCAUUAUAUAGAUGCAUCCUUACUCAUUGCUUAGGGAGUAGCCACUGUGCUGAUUAUAAAGCAUAAAGAACAUGUUUGUACUGAUAUAAGGGAAUACAAAAGCAAGAUUUGUGACUGUGAGAUGGAUUAGAUGUAUCAUGUUUUCUGAUGUUAAUUUGUGAAAUAAAUA